AUGUAUUUCCGUGCAACUCUGAGAAAGAGCGAAUGUGGAGCCGUAUCAGCCCAAGAGGUGAAUGGCAUGUCGCUGGGAGUGCGCGUUGCAGAAACCUCAGAGAUAAGACAAUCUGCAGAUAUUCUGAUGAAAGCCAGUAUCUCCUGGCAGCCCAACAAUGGAACGCAUAAUAAGUCCAGCCUGGAGAACUUUGUGUCUCACUUGCGGAAGUUUAUGUGCAAGCCACGGGACAGCAAAAUAACAGGUAAUUUCAGUUGUAGACUGUGUCCUCAGAAUUGGUCCCUUCAUGAGAACAAGUGCUAUUGGGUCUCCAAAGAAAGACGAACUUGGCACAAGGGGAAGGAAGACUGCACAGCCAAACUCUCUCAUAUGGUGGUGAUACAGAAUCAGGAGGAAGUGGCUUUUAUACAAAGCAUCACUGAUGGGGCACAGCUGCUCUGGAUUGGCCUAGAAGCCACAUUCCCUGAAAAGAAGUGGACCUGGAUCGAUGGCUCCCCCUUAGAUGACAAACUAUUUCAGGACUUGGGUCCUGUUGAAACAAAUUGCUGUGGGAGACUGAAUGGAGAUCAAUUAAUUUCUGAAGUUUGUAGUACAAUCGCUGCAUGGAUUUGUGAAACAAAAGCGCUCCUAAUAUAA
This is a messenger RNA of Eublepharis macularius, 636 nucleotides long. RefSeq names its product killer cell lectin-like receptor subfamily F member 1. The transcript has 5 exons. NCBI's taxonomy places the organism in Eukaryota, Metazoa, Chordata, Lepidosauria, Squamata, Eublepharidae. The coding region runs from base 1 to 636 and encodes 211 amino acids. The record is from RefSeq and is a predicted model, not a curated record.